AUGAGGUUAUUUGGUUCAUUGAGGCGACGAAACAUAUGCUUUCUUGUUUUUUACUUACGUAUCAUAAACAUAGGGUGCGAAUGCUUCAAUACGGAAGUUGAUCGGAGCUUUGACUCACCGGAUAUAUUAACUACAAGAGCAUUAGGGGCGAAACAAUGGUUCCAGUCACCCAUCAAAAUAAAGUGCUCAUUUCAGACCGGUUUUCCAUGCACUGUGUAUCCACUUGAUUAUCAGGAUGCUUCAAAUCUCACAUUGCUAUGUAUUAGCGAGAAAGCUAAAAAUGGAGCUGUUUUGACCUUGAACUUUUCGUGUCAAAACUAUGCCCCAUGGAAACGCCUCAGCAAUUUAUAUUGUUCUGUGUACAAGGUCUCAACUUCAACUAAGUCAUUGACAACUUUCAUCGACCUUCUACCUGGCGUCCCCGAAGAAAUUGCAUUAUGCUUGCACCGAUUAGAAGAAAACAAAGAGAAGACCGUGUCGUGUAAAUCGAUCAAAAUAAUAUUUUUCGUCGAGCACUUCGCUAUUAAAGGAAGUAUAUAUUACCUUUUAAAACAUACGUGGAAACAGAUGAUGCAGAUAGGGAAUUCAAAACACGCCAAUAAGAAAACUCAAAUAGGCAUCCUUAAAAGGCAAACAAUAAAACAGAAAUCCGACAUUACAUCCACACGUAUGGAAAAGGACGUCGAUUGUGUGAUUAGUGAGAGUAGCGCCCGUAUUUGUGAUAUUGAGGUGGUUGGCAAUGCAACACUAAGUUAUGCUUUUGAUCCUAUCCAUUCAUUACUGUGGAUACAGGUUAGUGCUACUCAUUAUAAUGGUACAAAAGCAUUGCUUAUGAAGAUACACAACAGAGAAACCAUCCAUGGGGUGAAAAGGAAAAUUAUCAUAUUUUUAGACGGGGUAAGGCUUGGUGCAUUGCCAAUGGAGAUAGACAUCUCUAAAUACAUUAGUGACAGCAUAGAAGAUGGAAGAGAAUGUCGUUCCAUAUCUCUCAGCACAUUAAAUGAAGAAUCUGGUCGGACCAAUUUUAUUCAGAUCCGUUUAGUUAAAGGUGAUGCGAUUAACAAUCAAAUGGCGACCAUUCACGUCAACAGCAGUGAGGCAAGAUUUAUGAAAAUAGAAGGAUCAAAUUAUACAGGUUUAGUGUACGAAAGGGACUACAGUAAUAGGAAACCCUGCCUGCAUAUAAUCAGGGACAUGAUCACGGAGAUGAGCAUACUAAUAAAUAGCAGCAAGCCGGCAGUCGUAACUCUAUCUAGAACCAGUGAUAAAGUGGAAGCGUUUUUAAACGGCAUCAAAGUUAAAUCUAGAGAGUACCCUAUACUUAUGGGUAGUGGAAAAUUUGUGGUACUUCUGAGGGAUUCAUAUUAUCAAAAGACCAUUCGGCUCUCAUAUACAUCCGUCACCAAUUAUUGCAACAUAUCUUGUGUAACAUGGUGUUUCUACAUAUAUAGCCAUCUGAUGUUAGGUGGUACGAGUGGUUUUGUGGAUUCAUUGGUCACCUACAAAUUUUCAUCUUUCCUCUUUAACAUGGACGAUGUCGUUUUAUGGGGACGGUUUUUGGUUCGUCCGAUGUUGUUGUUCGUAAAGGAUAUGUACACUACCAGUGCUUUUGCCGAAUUGCUUUUGCUUAACCUCGUUGGAUUAUGUUGUAUUGUUGCCGUAGUAACACUUCGUUGCUUCAGAGUUGUUAACAUUCGUUGUCGAUAUAAAAAAUACUUGUCACUUCUGGGGAUGCUUUGCGGUCUCAUCUGUGUAUCUGUUGCAACGGUACAUUCAAGGGUGUUCGCUGAGGAGGUAGGAGGCAUUUAUAUUUUAGGGUAUCAUUUGCCCUAUAAGUUUUUAAGACUUGCGUCGCUAGCCGGUUUGAUAACGUACACCGCCAGUACAUUUUGGCUUCUAUUCGCUGCUGUGGGUUUAUCUUCAGUUCAUACGCGUAUAUCGUGUAGCCAGUUUCCCCAUCUAAGACAACAGCUUAUGGAAAGUCGGAAAGGCACGGCUGGUUAUGAAUACUUCAUAGAAGGUGGAAAACUUUACAAGUUGUAUUACAACCUAAUGCAGAGUAGAAUGCCAGUCGAUGACCUCUCAUCUGGUAGAAAUUCAUUUGAGAUGGAGGUAACAAAGGUUGCUUCGGUCACCUUAAAUGGAAACCAUUCGGGAAGCAUGGCACCGUUGUUUACGAUUAACAAAGUUUUUAAAGAAUAUGAAGAUAUGCCUCUGACCAGCCUAAUUACACUGAGAGAUCUGGAGGCGAUGUCUCUGAUGAGAAAAAAAGUUAGAGUGUGGUGUCAGACAAAGAAAAAUGGGAAAUAUAUAAAUGGCGAAGAUGCUAUUGACUCGCUGUAUAUGUGUAUGACGAUGGUCGAUUGUUGUUUUGCUAUAUUUGCAUUGAUGUCGGCUAGGAUCCUAAUCCACGGAAUUACACUGGUAGUAUGCCACCUGACAUUUAAGAUAGCCAUCAUCAUGGUCGCCUUCUACCUCAGGUAUAACCAAGUCAAGUACCUAAUGCAUAAAGAAGCAAUAGAAGAAUCAAUUCCAUUGCAAAAAAUGGUGAAAGGUGACAUCCUGCUGCUUGGGCUGGUCAACAAGUGCGUUAGGAUUGUAGUUUUGAUUGUCUUAUUUGUAAUACAAAAUAUUUAUAAAGGCGUUAAAACUCCAACAUUAAUCGCCAUUAUAAAAUGCUGUUUGAUCAGUUGCGCAUUUGCCACAAAUUUUCCUGACUUCCGCGUGUGCUUAUCCGAUGGGUUUAAGCUCUUACCCAAGGCGGCGCUGACAUGUUACUACUAUGUCGUAUCCGUAUAUAGGUUUUUCAAGUGCAGAUACCGUUACAAGCUGUUCUGUUACUCAAAACGUUCUGAGGUCUUCCGAUCUUCUGUUGCAGGCAAAAGUAUAGGCAUACGGAGUAUGAGAUCUCAUUCAAGUUCACAAGCUAUACCAGUUUGUAUCCUUGAUUUGCGCGUCUUAGAUCAGUUCAAAAACAUAUAUCGAUUCAGACGCCCGAGAAUUGUGUUAAAAAACGUCUUUUUUCAUCCAUCGGUGAUAGCUCACUUCGGAGACUUCAUCCCCACUUUUGAAAUUAAUGGUGCCGAAAAAGAUGGAGUGCACAAUGUUUGCGGUGGUGAAAGGACGCACAGUGAGGGGUUUCCUAUGCACAAUACUACAGAACUUGAACCUAAACAGUCGCCUGUAAAGUCGAUGUUCGAUGGACUGGAGACCUUAGGGUAUGAUUUCGGACACGUGCUGCCCCAACAAAUAAGCAAUGUGGGGCUUAUCGACCAAAAACUAGAUGGUAAAAAUCAUGGGUCCUUAUCAUCUGCUCUAUCAGAAGAACGCGCUUUACAUAUUGUACAUGAUAACAAAACUGAAAGGCAUGGAUUUUGUUUUAAGCAUCGUGUACCAUUAUUUCAACGACUAUUUGCGGUCAUAGAGUGGCGCCCCACGAUUCAAUCCUGUAUAUCCACGACACUGAAGAAAUGCCAUGAUACAAUACAGGAUAACACAUCUAGACUAGUGAAUGUCUACAUCGGUAUCGGGUCGCUCAGCACCGUCCCACCAGCACGCAGUACCGACAUGCUAAAUUACGUUAAAUAUGAUUCUCACCACAACGUAUUGACGAUUUCUGACCAUUUCAUAAUUCCUACGGAACACUACACUAUACGAGGAAUGGUUCGUGGCAACCACAUUCCUAUCUCCACAUCCAUAAUUUAUCACACGUCUUGCGUGGAAAACGGGGAAAUAACUUUUGAUUCUAUUCAAGAGAUUGAUGACAAGAUGGCUAUUAGAGUGACGGAGAAACCAUCAAUGGAGAGUUCGGCUUUACUUCCCAGCGAUCUCACUAUUGACCAUAACAUCAAUACCAACAGGGUUAAAUUAGGCAACUCUAUUUUCAAAGCAAAUCGAGACUAUAUUAUUACAUACCAAACAGAGGCUCUAGACCAACACACAUGUUUCAUCUAUAUUGGCCCAGCAGAAAGACACUUUAAGGAAAUUGUGACGCCAGUUACAAUGUCACCACAAAGUAGCUAUGAUUUUGUAAUCAUAGACAAGACAGGAUCAAGCCAUACAAUAUAUGCUGUAAAAUAUGAACAAAUGACAAACACCAAGCAUAUAUUCGGAAUGAAAUCCAAGGUGAUAAACACUGUUGAGAAAAUUGAGUUGGAUUACCCCGGUAUAGGUAGGGGUCAUUAUAGCGGCUAUAAAUUUCAUAUCACCGAUGUCAUUGACGAUGGAUACGGAUCGGAUACGCCAUCAACAAUAUCCCGCAUGUUACGUGUCAAACCGUGCCAGUAUAUUUUGGGUGAUAACAUGAGCUUCUUAGUACCCAUCACCGUUGUUUGUAGAGUUCCAUCGCAGGCAGAGGAAGAUACCUUUCGUGUCGUACCCCAUUACGACGUAUUGCAACGUGACAUAGAAUGCCGUAUCAAUGAUUUAAAUAUAGCCUUACAGGUUCUUCAAUUCCACUUGAAACUUGCAACCAGUAACGAGACGUACGGAGAUAAAUCCAUUUUACAAUAUACUGAAAAUCGGAAACAAGUUAUACAAAACAUUUGUAGAUACCCAGAAGAAAAGGACAUGAGACAACUGUACUCUGAUUCAUGUCAAGACCCUGAUGAGAUUUUCGAGAAGGUUUUAGCUUCCCUAUUUUACGAUGAUGCACUUGAAGAUUUCUGGUUACAGUUGAAUAAUCAAAAUCAUAUGGACAAUGGCCUGCUCUCUUCACUUCGCAUCAUACUUCAUUGCUGCAUAGACCAACUAAAUGAAGCGGCGGGUAUUCUGAUGCAACAAGACGCGUUGACCAAAGACGUUACACUUCGAAUGGAAAUGCAAAAGUUCGAUUCACUGGUUUCUCAAGGAAUGACUGUAGAGGAUGCAAAAUCAUUGUUAGACAACAGUGAGCAGUUUGAAUAUUUUUUGCAAAUUCCUUUUGUUCUAAGAUUGCAUGAUAUUCAUUCCCGUGUGGAUGUCAAUCAGGAAGUAACGAGGAUGAUGUAUGAAGUAAAGCAAUUUUGCGAUAACUCAAAAAGGCCAUUUUUGCACCACAGGAGUUUCAUUAGAGAUUGUCUGACACAACAACUAGUUUCCAACGUCAAUUUGGCAGAAAUGUGUGAAGGGUUUAGCCAUAUAUUAUUGCCCAGCACUAAAUCUGCAGAUUUAUCAGUAAGCAAUAUAUACUGCUUUGCGCUUGCUACUUCAUCAGGAAACUUUGAAAGUAAUUCAUCGGCUCUAUGGAUACCGUGCUUUAUUUCUUUAAAAAAAGGCUUGCUGCGUGUUGAUCCUUCAGAUAGGAUUAAGGAAGAUGAGCGAAUUGGUAAUUACUUGGAAUCUGUAAUAUGUUCAAUGAAAUGCUCCAUAUGUACGGACACCAUCGAGGUGGCGGGGGGUUUGCAUGUUAGUGAUGAACAAAUUCAAGUUGUGGCCCAUGUCGUUGAAUGCACAAAUACCAACUGUAAGGUAUCAGAAUAUUCGAUAGUUGACAACGGCGCAGUAAUAUUCCGGUGUCAUCGAUCAAUGAAGGGCGUAUGGCAAAGCAUAUCAAACGCCUUCCCCGGAUGA
Messenger RNA from Babesia bigemina, 5550 nucleotides. RefSeq names its product membrane protein, putative. The transcript has a single exon. The record is from RefSeq and is a predicted model, not a curated record. The coding region runs from base 1 to 5550 and encodes 1849 amino acids. NCBI's taxonomy places the organism in Eukaryota, Apicomplexa, Aconoidasida, Piroplasmida, Babesiidae.